Molecule: messenger RNA, 1294 nt
Organism: Cannabis sativa
Lineage: Eukaryota; Viridiplantae; Streptophyta; Magnoliopsida; Rosales; Cannabaceae
Exons: 6
Coding region: 134-1294 (386 amino acids)
Source: RefSeq, a predicted model, not a curated record
GAUAAAAUUUUUAAAUUUUUAUAGGUAUUAACUUUUUAAUUUGGUUUUACUUUUUUAUGGAAUUAGGUCCGUGUUCGACCGGUCCGGAUUACCGUUAGCUGCCUGAAGUUGUCAUUUUUGCACUCGAUUCAGUAUGUCUGCACCAGGUGGCAGCAGUUCGAAAAAGAAAGGGGUCAGAGGUAAAUACAAGGGCAAGAAUGUUGAGGAGGAGCUCUCCAAAACACAAUCUGCCAAGUUACCGAUUGAGGUGCACGCAGAGACUGGCACCCCCGUAGGCAAAAACGGAAAAAAAUUCAACAAUAUGGCCAAAUGGAUGACUCGGAUGUCUAUCCCCAUUAAUAAAUUCAAAUGGGAAGAUGUCAGUAGAGCUGACAUCAACGCACUCUGGGAUAGACUUGAGACCAAGUUUGUCCUCCCACGAGAUAACCCUACAUUCGUAGACUACGGUGAGUACGAGAUGUCAAAGGGUUUACGUGACUGGAGGGCAGACUGCAAGAAGAAGUGGAUACAAAACAUUGAGGAGCUUGGACAGGAGAGGGCCGACAUGUCACCUCCUGAGGGAGUAACUCAAGAGGUGUGGAGUGACUGCAUCGCUUAUUGGAGCACAGACAAACAAAAGGCGAGAGCAGCGAAAAAUAAAGAAAGUCGGGGUAAGAUGAAAUUUCUAGGAGGCUGGGGCUCCAAGCCUAUUGUUUCACAUGUUGUCGAGGGGGCUAACCCCGACACAGGAGAACUGCCAACUGCGGUGGAAACUUUUCAAAAGUUUCACCAUAAAGGCAACGAUUGGCGCAACGAGUUCGCGCAACAAGCUUACGAGCAAAUGGUUGAAAUAGCGGCAACUCAACCAGCGCCCACUGAAGAUGAGCCCGAAGAGCCUGCUGUCGAUCCUACACAGUACCCCCGAGACUUACCUGUUAUGACGCAAGUACUCGGGGAACGAUCUCGGCAUCUUAGAGGCUUUGGCCAUCUCCCCAGACUGAAGGGAGUUGGGGCCAAAAGAGCACCUGCCACGCAUCCUUCAGCCCAACCGACUAUUACAAUGGAACAGUACGAGGCUUUACAGAAAAAAGUGGAGGAAGCGGAACAGACAACUCAACAUACGAGGCAGCAGUAUGAGACACAACAACUCUACCUCAGACGAUUCCAAGAUCAGUUUGAGUAUCUUUCUCGAGCUGUGCCGGGUUUCAACUUGCCUCCCAUGGAUCUUCCACCAUUGCCCACUCCUGGUGCUGGAUCGUCAUCGCAGCCUCCCGAGACUCAGAGAAACAAUGAUGACGACAUUACCCGCCUAUAG